Messenger RNA from Girardinichthys multiradiatus, 3628 nucleotides. RefSeq names its product N-acetylglucosaminidase, alpha (gene naglu). The record is from RefSeq and is a predicted model, not a curated record. The coding region runs from base 103 to 2415 and encodes 770 amino acids. The transcript is spliced from 6 exons. Lineage: Eukaryota; Metazoa; Chordata; Actinopteri; Cyprinodontiformes; Goodeidae.
UCCUUCUCUGAUUGGACAGCAUGCUCUGUCAAGUUCCGUUUCCUGGUUUCCAGUAAAUAAAGACAUUCGCUUGUGUUUAAACUUAUAAUUUGCCUUCUGUGGAUGUGGCUAAAUAUGUCGUUCAGAAAGGCCUCCUACGCGGCUCUGGUUGUCGUCUGUCUUUGUCUGACUGUAAACUGUAAGUUUCCCACUCUGGACCAUCUCAAACCCAAAGCCAGCGACAAGACGCAGGCGAGAGCCGUGUCCGGGUUGCUGAGGCGGCUGCUGGGGAACAGAUCCACGGAGUUCAUCGUGUCAGUCAACCGGAGCCUCUCCAAUGACAGCCUGGAUGUGUGUGAGCUCAGGUCCGCUAAAAACAACAAGAUUGUCGCCACAGGUAGCACCGGGGUGGCCCUGGCUUCUGGGAUUUACAACUAUUUAAAAUAUUUCUGCAACUGCCAUGUUUCCUGGUCUGGAAAGCAGCUGGAAGUGCCAAGUCCUCUGCCUCAGCUGACUGGUGUGCUGCGGAUCAACACCCCUCACAGAUUCCGGUAUUACCAGAACGUCUGCACUGUCAGUUACUCUUUUGUGUGGUGGGACUGGCCAAGAUGGGAAAAAGAGAUUGACUGGAUGGCUCUUAAUGGAAUCAACCUGCCUCUGGCUUUCACUGGUCAGGAAGCUGUGUGGCAAGAGGUGUACCGUUCACUUGGAUUAAAUGAGUCCGAGUUAGAGGACUUCUUCUCUGGACCAGCGUUUCUGGCCUGGAACCGGAUGGCAAACAUGGACAAGUUUGGUGGGCCUCUGCCUCAGUCCUGGCAUGUGAACCAACUGUACCUCCAAUUUAAAAUCCUGGAGCGGAUGAGAGCGUUUGGGAUGAUACCUGUGCUGCCAGCCUUCUCAGGGAACAUUCCCCAAGGAAUUCACAGGUUAUAUCCUAAAGCCAAUGUAACCAGACUGGGACCGUGGGCCCAUUUCAACUGCAGCUUCUCAUGUUCCUUCAUCCUAGACCCAAGGGACCCACUUUUUCUCCAGAUCGGCGCUCUCUAUCUGUCUCAGGUGGUAAAGCUGUUUGGGACAGAUCAUAUCUACAACACUGACACUUUUAAUGAGAUGACCCCACCUUCUUCUGACCCUGACUAUUUGUCUGCAAUCAGCCGCUCUGUUUUUGCCUCCAUGACUGCAGUUGAUCCUGAUGCAGUUUGGUUGAUGCAAGGCUGGCUGUUCUUCAGUGACCCCAACUUCUGGAAGCCGGUACAGAUUCAGUCACUACUACAUGGAGUUCCCCUGGGAAGAAUGAUUGUUCUGGAUCUGUUUGCAGAGGCUGACCCAGUUUUCACAUACACUGAGUCUUUCUAUGGACAGCCAUUCAUCUGGUGUAUGCUGCACAAUUUUGGGGGCAACAAUGGUUUUUUUGGCACAGUCGAAAGCAUUAACUCUGGGCCUUUUAAAGCCCAAAAUUUCCCAAACUCCACUCUGGUAGGAAUAGGCAUGACACCUGAGGGCAUUGAACAGAAUCCUGUUAUUUAUGAGUUAAUGAGUGAAUUGGCAUGGCGCAAAGAGCCGGUCAACCUGGCUAAGUGGGUGUCACUUUAUGCGGUACGGCGUUAUGGUGGCAUGCAUGACAGCCUGACAGCUGCAUGGAAGCUGCUAUUUUCCAGCGUUUACAACUGCACUGUACCACAUUAUGUCAACCACAACCACAGCCCAAUGGUUCGCAGGCCUUCCUUCCGAUUAAGAACAGACCUGUGGUAUGACCCAGCCGAUUUGUUUGAAGCUUGGAAACUCUUCAUGGAAGCUGCUCCUUCUUUUAUGUCCAAAGAAACCUUCCAGUAUGAUCUUGUAGAUGUUACACGGCAGGUCCUACAAGUUCUAACAGCGUCUUUUUACCAAGAUAUUGCUGAUGCUUUCGGGAAUAAAAAAAUGGCAGAGCUGCUGACUGCAGGCGGUGUGCUGGUGUAUGACCUCUUUCCUGAACUUGACCGAUUGUUGAGCAGCAACCAGAACUUUCUGUUAGGGACAUGGCUGGAACGAGCCCAAUCCAAGGCCCUAAAUGAGAAAGAGGCGCAGCUUUAUGACAUGAAUGCCAGAAACCAAAUCACCCUGUGGGGCCCCAGCGGCGAGAUCCUGGACUAUGCCAACAAAGAGUGGGGGGGCCUUAUAGAAGACUACUAUGCCCAGCGGUGGGGGCUAUUUGUCCAAACCCUGGUGGAAUGUCUGGACCACGGACUUCCGUUCAAUCAGAGUUCUUUUAACCAAGCAGUUUUCCAGAUUGAAAAGGGAUUCAUUUACAAUGGCAGGAAGUAUCCAACCAAACCUCAGGGAGAUACUUAUGAGAUCGCCUACAGGAUCUUCCUCAAGUACUACCCUCAAGCCAUGAAGAGACUGCUACAAACAGUGAAAGGCUCCCCCAGUUCCCCCAGCUCUGCCUUUCCAUGACUGUCCCUGUGGGUGGUUGAAUUGACUCUGUCUGGAAAUAUGAAGACAAUCUGUUGUGCUGAUUUCUUGAAAUAAGCAGAUUGCUGGUGGAUCGGUUAAUUUACUAAUCAACUUUGCAAGAAUCCUUUUUAAAAAAGGAUAGUGUUAAUUAAAAUGUGAAGUUGACCAUGUGGACGUUAUUAUUAUAAUUAUUAUUGGUAUUCAAAUCAUUUUUUCAGGUUUUGGUUGAGGUGCAUAUUCACUGUUUUAGGAUGAAAGUCAUUUUAAAGCUUCAUCUCUUUCUAUAGUGCCUACUCACAUCAUCUCAGGGGACUUUUCAGGAAGGCAAACUGGUUUAGUUCAAAUGAGAUCACUCUCAGUCCGAUCCAUAUUAUCAGAACUUCGUUUUUAGUGUAAUAUCUGGAGGAUGGUUCUGUGCAUAGUCCAAACAGUUGGAUGGGACGGGAGCCUCCAGUUGGUGCUCUUUCUCCACUUGUUUCAAAGCAAACUGUUUAUCAGAAACAAAUAUGUUUAUUACAAGAUUUAUUAAAACUGACGAUAUAUUGCCAAUAAUCCAGUGUAAAAUUGUAAAAAAAAAAAUUUCCAGCUUUUCUCUGUACUUAACAAUAAUGGACCCAAAAAGUUAAUUAAUAUUAAAGUACUUUUGAAUUGCAAGCACUACAGAUUUGUGCAGAUUAGCUUUAAAAUGUUUGUUUUUUUAUCUAUAAGGUAAAAACAUGUUUUCGCAAUAAUUGUGCUUCACAGACAUCACAUGAGGCAACAUAUCUGCCACUCCCAUUUCUACUCUAAGACAUUAAUGAGUCCAGUCAUCCUGUUGACGGGUCACAUCCUCUCAACAGAAUCCCACUUCAGACCUGGAAAAGUAUCCCUGGGAAGACCCCUUACCCUCGGCCAUUACACCAAGUGCCUUAAUGAAUACAUCAUGCUCAAUAGUGCAGGAAUGUCCUCCACAUGCAGAAUAAGACAUGAUUGUAUGAAAAUUAUCUUCACUAAUACAAGAACACUUAGUGUAACCUAGCUGAGCUGUCUAGAACAUCUAUGACCGUAGUAAAAAGUAGAUUUAUCUCGAUGGAUCUGCUCUCUUGCUCUAUUUUGUAGUUUUUAUGCUACAUUGUUUUUUAAACUGUGAUGUCAUGAUGAUGUGUAUUCAGCCAGGUAUGCUGCUUUAUGCUCCUUUUAUAAGGAAAUAAAGUAAAUGAUUUUGCAUUUUUAA